Ailuropoda melanoleuca (giant panda) is the source of this 3503-nucleotide messenger RNA. It is a transcript of the gene SEPTIN12, whose product is annotated as septin 12. Bases 1191 to 2369 code for a protein of 392 amino acids. The transcript has 10 exons. Gene Ontology annotation, molecular function: GTP binding. Lineage: Eukaryota; Metazoa; Chordata; Mammalia; Carnivora; Ursidae. The record is from RefSeq and is a predicted model, not a curated record.
CCCCAAAGUAGCCCCAAAGAGUCUACUUGGGAUUCUCUCCCUCUGCCCCUGCCCCCUCAAAUAAAUAACAUCUUUUAAAAAAAUGUUUUAAAAAGAGGGAUGGGGUGCCCAGCUAUGGCCCCCGUCCCCCCACCAUUUGGCCUGGCUGGGUGGGCAGGAGGCCCUCUGUCCGCUCUCCUCCCUGCUGACCCUUAGCCUUCCUGUCCAGACUCCUGGGUGCAUUGUUUCUUGUUUUUCAUUCCCAUUAUGAAAGUAAGACCUUUCCAUGGUGGGGACGGGGAGGUGAGACCUUCUCAUUAAAGAAAAUCUAGGACAUUCCAAACUGUUAAAAAACAAAAACCACCAUUAGAGUCCCCAGACCCAAGCAGAGCAAUAAUGGGGAGGCCAUGGUAGGACGUAUUUCAGGUGGGUCAGAACCCCCCCCAGACUCGGAUCCUGCUCCCAGCCCAUUAACACCCACCAGUGUGACCUUGAGGCACAAUCCCUGACCCUGUCAGCCUCAGUUUUCUCGUCUGUAAAAUGGGUGUGUAUGUAGUAUUUCCCCCUUCUCGGGUUAGACUGAAUGGAAUAAUACACAUAAACACUUCCUUAGCCCGAUGAGGUAGAUAGCCGGUAUGACUCACCCAAACUGUGGGUGUGAUUCCCUCUGUUCUUUGAUGGUUCACCUGCCAUUCUCACACUGCUCAGAUCACUUUACCCUGGGCUUUUCCCAGUCAGCAUAGCCAAGAGCACCUUGCAGAUGACUACUGCUUUCUGCAAACCUGAUAAUCCCGCUUGCACUGCCAGCGGCCACCCACUGAGGCUUGUUUUUUUUUUUUUUCCCUAAUUGUUCAGAGUUCUACUGCACUCACAUGUGAAUUUUGGGUGGGGGGGGGCGGGAGUGUUUUCUCUGCAGAGCAGCUAAUUUCCUUAGGGGACAUUUGCAGGGGCCAUCUCUACCUCUUCAAGGCCAGUCCACAAAUCCCCAGUACUGUUUGGUCAACCACGCAUGACGUUCUCAUUCUCUUUGAUGAGGAGGCCAGGCCCCCGUAUCCCUCAAGAGCUGUAGACUGGUGGCUUGAAAGAUUUCUCUGUUGGGAAUGGAACCAUGUCCCAGGACAGGCUCUUCUCUGGUCCUCCCGCCACAGGCCCAGCCCAGCCCUGCUCCCAGCCUCAAGUCUUGACAGUGAAGUUAGAGCCUCUCCUGUCAGAUGUAUAGAAGGUGGGGGAGAAGAAGGGCAUGGGUAGAGAGGGACGGAAGGCCAGUUGGGGCUCAGGACGCUGGAGGUGAGUGGAUUGGGGCAGACUUGGUGAGUUCCAGUGGGCAGAGCAGGGUCAGCAAGGCACCUCACGCUUUCGUAAAUGGUUUCACGAGCACACAGCCCCACCCUUUACCUGUCCAUGGCUCCUUUCACGCUACGACAGUAGGGCUGAAGGGUAAGUGCCGUAGAGAUGUCAUGACCCACAAAGCUCAACAUCUGUACUGUAUAGGCUUUCAGAGAAAAGGUUUGCCUACAUCUGGGACCAAGGACUGCUUACUGCCAGGAAACAGCAAUGGACAGACCGAAGAGGACACAAGGAUGUUCUGCUUUCCAGCUAUGGGUCACAGGCAUUGCUGUGCCCUGGGCCCCAUGGACCCCAUGAGGCGGUCCCCCUCCCCCUGCUCAUCAAGACCCUCCAGCCCCAGGACCCCACCCUGCGAGAUGCUUGGUUACGUGGGCAUUGAAGCCGUGCUGGACCAACUGAAGAUCAAGGCCAUGAAGAUGGGGUUUGAAUUCAACAUCAUGGUGGUGGGCCAGAGCGGGCUGGGCAAGUCCACAAUGGUGAACACCCUUUUCAAGUCCAAGAUGUGGAAGUCCACUGUGCAAGGCCUGGGGACGCCCACACCCCAGACGCUGAAGCUGCAGUCGGUGACUCACGUCAUCGAGGAGAAGGGCGUGAAGCUCAAGUUGACGGUGACCGACACGCCUGGCUUUGGAGACCAGAUCAACAACGACAAGUGCUGGGACCCCAUCCUAGGCUACAUCAGUGAACAGUAUGAGCGGUACCUGCAGGAAGAGAUCCUCAUCACCCGCCAGCGUCACAUCCCCGACACCCGGGUGCACUGCUGCAUAUACUUCGUGCCACCCACUGGGCACUGCCUGAGGCCCCUAGACAUUGAGUUCCUACAGCGGCUGUGCCGGACUGUGAACGUGGUGCCUGUGAUUGCCCGGGCCGACAGCCUGACCAUUGAGGAGCGAGAGACCUUCAGGCGCAGGAUCCAGCACAACCUGAGGACUCACUGCAUUGAGGUGUACCCGCAGAAAUGCUUUGAUGAGGACAUCAACGACAGGAUCCUCAACAGCAAGAUCCGGGUAGGAGGCCAUGACGGGCCGGGCAGGCUGUUGUGACCAAGGCUGGGCGAUUUGCUUUCCACUCAUCCUUCCCAUCCAAAGAUUCAUCUCUCUCUGCAGUCGGGGGGGGGGUUCACAUACUUCUAGCAGGUAUGAAUCUCCAUACACCCACAAACUCAAAAAGUGAGCAAGAAAUGGGUCGUAUCGACAACCCACAGAAUGGGAGAAAAUGCUUGCAGAUGAUAUAUCUGGUAGGGACUUUUAUCCUAAACAUUUCAAGAACUCUUACAAAUCAGCAAUAAAAGGUAAUAACCAAUUUAGAAAAGGGCAAAAGUUUUUUUGUUGGUUUUUUUAUGUGGGCUCCACACCCAAUAUGGAGCCCAAUGUGGGGCUUGAACUCACGACCCUGAGAUCAAGACCUGAGCUGAGUUUGAGAGUUGGACACUUCACUGACUGAGCCCCCCAGGCAUCCCCGGGCAAAGGUUUUGAAGGGACAUUCCCCCAGAGAAUUUGAACAGAUGGCCAAUAGGCACAUGAAAAGAUGUCAGUUCGAUAUCACUCGUCAUAAGGGAAACGCAAAUCAAAGCCACGAGACGAGGUACCACUGCACACCCACUAGGACAGCUGUGGUCAAAUGGACAGGCUGGUGAGGACGUGGAGAAGUUGCGUUUGCACACGCUGCUGGCAGUCCUUCCAAAGGCUAAACGCCAAGUUAGCGGAGUACCCAGCAGUGGUUCCGCUCCCAAGAGACAAUGAAAACCCACGUUCACAUAAAAACGUGUGCACGGAUGUUCCUGGUGGAGAUACUCGCCAUAGUCGGAGUGGAAAUAAUGCACGUGUCUAUUAACUUACGAACGGAUAAAUACACGUGGUGUGUCCACACAAUGGAAUAUUCUUCAGGCUUAAAAAGGAAGAAAACUUGCCACAAUGCGGUUAGACCUGGAAAACAUGAAGCUAUGUGAAAGAAAUGAGACGACAAAAGGAUAAACAUUACAUGAUUCCGUUCUGGAAUGUCCCGAACAGGAAAAUCCCAUGGAGACAGAAAGUAGGACCGGAUCCCCUUUGCUGUGGUCGGGGCUGACCGAGAGCACCUGGUGAAUGGGAGGUGUGUCCUGGGCCGGAAGACCAAGUGGGGCAUCAUCGAAGUGGAGAACUUGGCGCACUGUGAGUUUCCCCUCCUGAGAGACCUGC